Messenger RNA from Magallana angulata, 8235 nucleotides. RefSeq lists its product as uncharacterized. The transcript has 13 exons. Gene Ontology annotation, molecular function: zinc ion binding; DNA-binding transcription factor activity, RNA polymerase II-specific; RNA polymerase II cis-regulatory region sequence-specific DNA binding. The record is from RefSeq and is a predicted model, not a curated record. Gene Ontology annotation, biological process: regulation of transcription by RNA polymerase II. NCBI's taxonomy places the organism in Eukaryota, Metazoa, Mollusca, Bivalvia, Ostreida, Ostreidae. Bases 451 to 7563 code for a protein of 2370 amino acids. Gene Ontology annotation, cellular component: nucleus.
AUAGAUUCAGUAAUUACUCGUGAACAUUGUGUAAAUUUAUUCAGCGCACGAAAAGAGUGAUCCAAUGGGGAAACACCUUCGGUGAUCAGGGGUUCCCCAAACACUAUCACGUGAUACACGGAAUUUUACGCUGGAAAGCUCCCAGGUCUCCCUCGCGAAAUCAUAUAUUAAUUUGAUUUACCCUAAUUCUUUAGGAUUUAAAUGGAGUCGCUAAAAUCCAUAUUUUCAUAAAACCGAAACUUCUGUUGUCAGUGACAAUGUUUGAAAACCAAUGUUUUAUUAUAAAUAUUUGCAGCAGAAUAAGCUUACAAUGCUUAUAUUUGUGUGUGUGCAGUGUAUAUACAUAUGUCCAUGUAAAUUCUAUUCAACAGUAUAAAUUCCAUGAACCUUUGUUCCAUGAGCUAGCUUGCUUUCAAUGAAUCCCUUUUUAUAAUAUACCUGUGAUAAUUAAUGAAACUGAAUGAUGGUGAGACACAAAGGGAUGUCAAAUUGAACAAAGACUUGGUGAAUGAGAAAGGGGACAGUAUUCCAGACCCAACAGAACUUGUUGUAAACGAAGAAGAUGAAGAGGAGGAGGGUGAACCGCCUGAGGCAAAGAAGAUCAGAUUGGAUGAAGAAGACAGGGAAGAUUUACUGAUCACUGAGCAAUUGUGUGUGGAGGAGAGCAGGGAUGCAGCGCCCCCUACCGAAGACAGUGAUAAGGGAGAAAACUUUACCAUGGACAGUCAUAAGAUAAAGGUAGUGGAAACCCCAGCUGUGGCUAACUUGGAAACUGUGUCUGAAUUAGCUGUGGGCAGCAUAGAGUCUGUGUCGCAGUUGAGCAUUGGUAGCGUAGAGACAAUAUCACAGUUAGAAAAGCGUAACUUGUCUUUGGAAGCACUGUGCGAGGUCGGCUCCUCAGAACUUCAGAACAUUCAGCGACAGGGAUCUCCAAGCACACCCCAGAACCAUGAAUCAACGUCAAGCCUCUCUUCCUCCCAGGAGAGCAAUUCUGGAGCAAGUUCCACCAAAAUCAAAAUCGUGAACCCAGAGGACAUCCGAAAGCGUAAGCACCCUGCCAAGCCUGGGAAACAUAUCUGUAACUUUUGUGGUCGAGGAUGUGCAAAGCCAAGCGUUCUAGAGAAACAUCUCCGUGCCCACACAGGAGAGCGGCCAUUUCCUUGCCUGGAUUGUGGCUUCGCUUUCAAAACCAAGAGCAAUUUAUAUAAGCAUUGUAAAUCCAGAUCACAUGCUCUGAAAGUGAAACUGGGAAGAAAGGUGAAGCAGUGGUCCAGUCAGGAGGAGACAGACAUUGAUGAUGUGGAUGAAUACGAUGAUGAAGGCCACAAUGACAGCCAGUCCAGCACUGACACACUGGAUAGGGAAGAAAUUUCCCUUACUCCAAAUGAGGCAGAACAAAUUACCUUGUUGAACGACAUGUCAAAAUUUCUCAAAAAAGUGGACUCUCAACCGACAAAAAAUGAGCCGAUGCAAAAAGAAGACAGCUUUGAAAAUCGGGAACAAGCUCCGGUGCAUGUACUGCAGGAAGUGGCCAAAUAUCUUGAAAAACCUAAAGCUGAGAGGCCAAGAAUUGAGGUCCCAUCUUGGAAGAGUGAUGCUCGACCACGAUUUGAAACAAGAAUGCGAAAUUUGAAUUUAGAAUUUGAACAAAAUAAGAACAUUACACAGGGCAGUAAAAAGCAAAGUGUUAUUGAUGAGCAGAAGUUGAACUCAGCACAAAGCCAGUUCAUUACCAUCGCUCCAAAGCAAGACCUGAGCAGAGCAUUGUCUACAGGAACUGAGAUCACAGAUCAGCUGGCCACCAUUCACAAGAUGGGAAGUGGGGGGUCUGUCACAGUUCACCGACUCUUAUUACCUGCCAUGGCUCUUCCCAACAUGGAGACGAUGAGUGUCCAGUCCAACAAUACAAGCAUUAGCAAUGUGGCAGCAGAUAAAGUGAUAGCCAUUGACAAUGGCACUGGAGCUGUAGAGGUGAUCAGACUGCCUCAUCCCAACACCGACCCUAGUACUGCCAACCAAGCGCUGCGUGAGCUGGAGAGCCUGAGCGAACGUGUGCAGCAGUCGAGCGGAUCAGAGGUUCAGCUUGUUCCUGCAGUGGUGGAGCUACAGGAUGGAACCUGUCAGGUAUCUGUCAAGGCAUUGCCAGCUCGCGAGAGCCACGCCCCUCUGGUGAGAUCUUUCUCACAGCCAGCAGGUGAAAUGAAAACAAAGACACAGGGUGACUCCAGAGUAGACAUGGAAAAAGUGAAAGAGAGAAUUCAGAAUCUUAUAUCAAGCAAUGCUGCUAUUGUGAAAAGUCCACUGUUUGAAUACAAGCGGUUGUAUCGCCAGAACAGUGAAUCAAAAGGCAGUGUACAGAAAUCGUUUUCUAUCACAAAAAGUGAAUCUCUUCAGAGUGAGCAUUCUGUUUCAACAGAGGAGAAAAUGGUUACAUCUACAACAGUUGUAAAACCAGAUGGCACAGAGAAAUCAGUGUCCAUCAGUAUUCCUUCAGUAAUUCAGAAAGACACUUCCAAAUCUUCUUCAGAAACCAAACCAGAAACAGUCACAACCAGACGUCUUGUCCGACAGUCGGCUCUAACAUCAAGUGACAAUGUGGAAGCCAAGCCCCAGGUUAGUUCUGGGAGCUCAUUAAACGUAUUGACAAUAUCUAAUGAAAUUCUGAAGCAGAUUGCAGAGGCCAACAAUUCUGGUGCCCCAAAACCCAACCCCUUAGGGGCAAACAGGACGCAAGAAAUCGCCUCCAAAACAGUGACAGCAUUGGAACACAGUGGAAAGGAGAUCACCAUCAAGCUCCAGUUGGAGAAUCCUGUCACAACAGAAAGUGUGAAGCCUGCAACCAAAGAGUCUUCUGAUGGCCAGUCUAAAGCCAUCAAAGACAAGAUUCGGGAGGUCAUUAAAGCUCGGGACAUCCCUCCUCCAGUCACCAAGUCUUUAUCUGAAUCCACGAUUAACAUUCCAUUGAAGGAUAGGCUUGGCAACAUCACUUCAGUGUCUGUGUCAAAUCCAGUGAAUUCAUCCAUUUCUGUUGAGAAGAAAGAGCAAUUUGAGUGUGACUUUUGUAAGAAUGCUUUUCAAAAAAAAGAGACUUUGGAUUUGCAUAUGGCAUAUUAUUGUACUUACAUAAAAGCACAUGAUUCCAUAGACAAAUCUAAGGUGCUUCAAAUGUUUCACAAGACUGAGAGUGAAAAGAGACCAAUAGAGGGUUUAGUGAAAAGACAAAUUUCCCUUCCUGUUAUUCAGUUUCCAAGGCAAGUGUCCACCACCGCAAUGAGCAGGACCAGCUUAACGGUGCGGUCUGAUAGUAUAGGUGUGAUUAAAUCCACUGACUCUGGAGUGUCAAAACAACUGAGUUUACCCAUGCAGUUUUCUGGCAGUGUUGUAAAUAUCAGCUCUGCAAGCAUUCCUUCAGUAGCAGACAAUAUAAUCAACAAGAAAGGGCGACCCAAACUGAUUGAGAGACAGCUCCGAAUCUCCCUCCCCUCCACCCCUACCCUCCCACACACACCUCUAACAGGCAGCAUGUACCCUCUAAAUCAGAUCGCCAGUGUUGUCCCUACCCAGCUACAGACUAUGCUACGGGGCUCCCAGGUGAAAUCUCCCCACCCCUCAGUAAUCACCAGUCAUCAGACUCGCACUGCCACCAACAAGGCUGGCCCACUGCCAGGGACUUACUCAGCCUCACCCUUCAGCUCACUGUCCUUGCCAAAAUCUGCCCCCGAAGUCCAGCCGCCGGUCAUCAUUCAGAAUGUAAUGUCUGUGAAUAAAGCUUUGAUCUUCCCUGACAACCAGAAGGAGCCGACCGAGAUGCAUGUGGAUAAACAAGUGUCGUCUGCUCCAGUGACUGAUGUCCACAGUAUGAUUCAAGUCCAGAUUGUGGGGCCGAUAGGAGAUGAGAUGUUGGGGAAGCAAGCAAGCCUACAGCCAGUGGGCAUGGUUCAGUUAGCAGAAACUCCCCAACCAAACACCAUUAUUGUUCAUAGACACCCUGAUGCAAAGCAGAAAGACAAACAUUUCAUUCAUUCUUCAUCAGACUCAUCCGAACAUUCCUCCCCACAUAUAUUGAAUGAAGAUCUCAAAGAAAAGUUGAAAGGCAAAUUGUUGAUGAAACGGUCCCUGAGUUUGGAUCCUAAGGUUCUGCAGUUGUCAGGUUCAUCUGAUUUGUUGAAGGAGGAGGGCGCUGAUCCUCCAGCCAAUAAAAAGAUCAAGUUAGUGACAGUGACCUUGCCAGUGAAAGGUGGAGAUAUUGCUCCAUCUACAGCUUUAGAACUAGAACCCAAAGCGUGGAGAAUUCAAACUCUAACCAUUCCAGUUAUGAGGGCCCAGCCAAUGUAUCAGCUAUCGCAGAUGGACAGCCAUCUCAUGUUCAUUGACAAAUCUAGUCAGUCAAGUGGAAUCUCAUCAUUUCUAGCGGAACAAAGUCUCAUGAAAAUGGACAGUGCCAAAGCAAUAUCAGUGACUGCCAGUGGUACACAAAGUACCGAGAAAGGUGGCACAGUAUCAGUUCCUCUGAUUCUCUAUGGACAUAACUACCCAUCUUUGAGAAUGUCCACUCAGAUGUCAUUUUGUUGUGUGUCGAGGCCCCAGCCUAUGUACGUACCAUUAAAAUCCAACAAAAAAAUAUCCAUGUAUUCCAACUGGAAAGUGUCUGGGCACAACACGAACCCUAUAGGCCUGACUCCCAAAAUGCUGUUUUCAUUAUAUAAAUCGGACUCCUGCAAAGACCCGAGCUAUACGACUGCAUGCAGUCAGGCUUCUAAAGGUGGAAUGUCAACGCACAGCAGUUACUGGACAUACAAGGAGAAAAAUACAGGACCAGUGCAGAGUGAUAAGAAACCAGAGGUCAAAAAAGAAGAAGACACAGACAAACCUAUCUCAAGCGCAAAGGUCACCACACCCAAGAAAGUCACAGGAGGCAUAAAAUCUCUGGACCCUUAUGUGUAUGUACGAGGAAGGGGAAGGGGAAAAUAUAUUUGUAAUGAAUGUGGAAUACGCUGUAAGAAGCCCAGCAUGUUGAAGAAGCACAUAAGAUCCCACACAAACCUGCGUCCCUAUGUCUGCUGGCACUGCCACUUUUCAUUCAAAACCAAAGGAAACUUGACCAAGCACAUGAAAUCCAAGUCUCACCAUAAGAAAUGCCUGGAGCUGGGAAUUGUGCCUGUUCCGACCCAAGUGGAUGAGUCACAGAUUGACCAACAGAUGCUGAAGGCUCAAUGUGACCUGUCCAAAAAAGCUCGGAUCGUGCUCAAGGACGGAGCUUCCGUCUCCGUGGAUCUGGAUGAUAUCAACUCUGAAAGUGAUGAAGAUGAGGAGGAAGAUGAGGAGGAUAAUCAGGACCAGGAAAGCAUGGAUACCCAAGAUAUUCACCAGGAAACACCAGAUGUUGUCAUAGAGAUAAAUGUUAACUCAGAGGAAAUGGCUGAAGCUCAAGAGGAGACAACCCAUGUACAGGACAGUCCCAAAUCCAGACUAGAAGGAAUCGAGAGAGGACUACUGGGAUCUAACCCCUUGAUUUGUUCAAUGAUACAGCCCCACCCCCAGGUCUCUCAUGGACCUCACCCAUUGGGUCAUCCCGAGGGAGAUAUUGCCCACCAGAGGGAGUUGCAGAUGGUACAGGAGUUGUCUGGCAGCAGUCAGCGUAUCAUCCACGUGGAUGAGGAGAACAGCAGUCAACAUGCAAGUUUGGGGACUAUUUACGGAUUUCCUACUGAGACAACAACUGUAGAAGACCACAUGUCAACUAACAUGGUGGAGAUCACUGAAGUCUACAUAUCAGAAGGAGAUCCAAAGCUAGGCUUUUUGUUUGAAGAACUUCGAAAACACAAAACAGAUUUGCAGACAAGAAACACAAGUUCUCCACCUUUAGAUGAACAGUCCAAGAAGGAUGUAAACCAACCCCUUCCACUAGCUUCAAAUAUUGAUGAAGCUAGAGAAGCAGACAAAAGUGGGAUGAAAAGUUAUUCAGAUUCUAAGGAAACCAUUUCAGUUUCUGUGGACAAGAACCCAGACACUGGGAGAAAAGACACAGAGGUCCCUGUAGGGAAGUCUGCAUCACCCUCUGCCGCUGAUGUUAUUGCUACUUCUCAUGUGUCAGUUAUAGGUUCUAUUUCAUCACCAUCAAAGGGAUCCACUCAAGAAGUGAAAAAGGCCAAGGUUGAGCCACCCAGACAACUAGAGUUCUCCAUACCAUUGGGUGGUUUCAUGCCUCCCCAUGCCCUCUUCAAGCAGCCCAAGCAAUCCAACUUGGGGCCAAUCAUUGGUCAGCUCAUCCGACAGCGACCAGUUAACUUACAGUUCAGUAGCCCCGUGAAGACCCCUACAAGUCAGGCCACGCCUGUAUGUGCCCCAUUUCAAUUCCAUCAUCCAUUCAUAGAAAAGCAGGACUCCCAGGACAUUAAUGCUCUGCCUAGUUCCAACAGCAGUGAAGGAGUAGAAGAAAGCAAGACUCAAAACAAAUGCUUGUCUGAGGAGAAGCUAAAAGACACGAGUGUUGAUGGUCAGGAGGAGGAAGACUAUCAGAAUUACAUUAUUAUUGAAAGCUCGGAGGGACAGACUGUGAAUGCACUGUCCCCAGAGGAUGUUAGAGGUGAACAGGUGCUGUAUCAGUGCCAGUUCUGUGAGGAUCUGAUAGAACCGGAGCAUAUUCUGAAUCAUCUCAAGACGCACAAAAUUGAACACCUCUUACCCUGUGAAACCUGUGGGGUCGUUUUCCCUUCUAAGGAGAAAUUUAAGAACCACACUCAUGAGAAAUCAGCGACUGUGAAAAGUAAACCAGAAAUGUGUGAUAUGUGUCAGCAGACUUUUUCUUCUUGUGACGAAUUGUCACAACACUUCAAAACAAAGACACACAUAGACAAGCUGGAAGAGCUUGGUGUGGUUCCUAGAGGCACCUUCUGUAAUAUUGAAAGGACCAUGGAAUCUCUCUCCACUUCUGAUCAUGAAGAGUUUGUGGAACUUCUCAAAAGUAAGAUUGCCAGUCAUGUAGAGAGUACUGAACAUUCCCACAGUCCUACACAGUUUCAAGGUCAGCCUCAGUUUGAGAAAAACCCAUCAGCCUCUAGUGACAAAGUGACAGUUGAGGUUAAGCAGGAGAGCAGUGACUUCUGCCAAGUGACCGGUUCUAGUUCCGAGUACUCACCAGAGAGAGGCGUGUCCCCCAAUAUGCCACACCUAUGUGAAAUUUGCAGGAGGGGAUUCAUCAACUUGGAGCACCUCAAGGCCCACCUUGUUAGUCAUGCCGAGAUCCGCCCCUAUGUGUGUGAGUACUGUGAUGCUGGCUUUACAAACAGUCAGUCACUAAAGACACACCUGCUCUCACAUGCACAGGAGAGGCCAUAUGUGUGUGGAUACUGUGGUGAGACUUUCCCCAUUUCCUCUGACCUGAAAAAACAUGCCGAAAAUCUCCAUAAGAUCUCUUCUACCAUGACGUCAAAAGGCGAUGUAGAAAACAAUGAUGUCAGAAAAAGUCCCCUGGUUCAUAGCAGCGCAGCUUCGGAUUCACCUUACUCUGAUCAAACUGGGCCAUCUCUGAAAGCUAAGGGAGCUGACUCCAAUCCAGAAUAGGAAUUUAUAAGAGAUGUGAUUUUUGUUGUUUAAUUUUUUUUUAUUGAUAAACAAAAUGAGAUUUAAAUUUUGUUUAUUUAAUAUUAAUAAACAAUGUACCUAAUCUUUUUAAACUAAAAUGGCAGUAAUUUGGCAUGCUAGAAAGUUGUGAAGCAAUAAGAACUGUUCUACAGCCAAGAAAAACACCAUUACAUAAAAUGUACAUUAUUCAAACUGAGGAAAAUGUUGUGAAAUAUUUCAGUGCCAUACUUUUUAUCCGGUUUUACUCUCAUUAUUAAAGCUCAGUUUUCUCUGUUAUGAAUAAUUUUUGUUUAUUUGAGAGUACACAAACUAUAUGACAACUCACAGCUGUCACAAAUUUAUUUACUGAAAUCCAUCUGUGUGUCUUUUUGUAUUGCAGGAUUUACUUGAAACGUUUCAGAAAUUUUGUAAACAUGACAAAUUUUGGCUUUAUAUACAUUAGCAGUUCACUUUAAAACAUCAAUAAUUAAUAUGUAAUGUAAAAUAUGCAUUCAUGAAUACAUAUUUAAAUCAUAUGCAUUGCCCUGUAACCCACCUGCGAUCUAUCCAUUGAGUAAUAUAAGGCUAUCAAUCCAAUGUUGUGUUUCAGUUAAAUUAUUUUAUGAAGAAUUGUUUUGUUAUUUAAAACAAUUAAACUAUUAUGAUGUUGAA